Fukomys damarensis (Damara mole-rat) is the source of this 2307-nucleotide messenger RNA. It is a transcript of the gene Prkar1b, whose product is annotated as protein kinase cAMP-dependent type I regulatory subunit beta. The coding region runs from base 70 to 1215 and encodes 381 amino acids. Lineage: Eukaryota; Metazoa; Chordata; Mammalia; Rodentia; Bathyergidae. The transcript is spliced from 10 exons. Gene Ontology annotation, biological process: regulation of protein phosphorylation. The record is from RefSeq and is a predicted model, not a curated record. Gene Ontology annotation, cellular component: cAMP-dependent protein kinase complex. Gene Ontology annotation, molecular function: cAMP-dependent protein kinase regulator activity.
CCCGGAGACCGAGCCCCUAAGGUCGUGUGGUUUGCAGUUUCUCAGCAGGAAGGAAGAAGAGGUCUGGCCAUGGCCUCCCCAUCAUCCUUCCCCUCAGAAGAGGAGGACAGUCUGAAGGGGUGUGAGCUGUACGUCCAGAAGCACAGCAUCCAGCAGGUGCUCAAAGACUGCAUUGUGCACCUGUGUGUCUCCAAGCCUGACCGUCCCAUGAAGUUUCUCCGGGAGCACUUUGAGAAGCUAGAGAAGGAAGAAAACCGGCAGAUUCUGGCCCGGCAGAAGUCAAACUCACAGUCUGACUCCCAUGAUGAGGAGGUGUCGCCGACGCCCCCGAACCCGGUGGUGAAGGCCCGGCGCCGGCGAGGGGGUGUGAGUGCCGAGGUCUACACGGAAGAAGAUGCUGUCUCCUAUGUUAGGAAGGUUAUUCCCAAGGACUAUAAGACCAUGACUGCGUUGGCCAAGGCCAUUUCCAAGAAUGUGCUGUUUGCCCACUUGGAUGACAACGAGAGAAGUGACAUAUUUGAUGCCAUGUUCCCUGUCACUCACAUUGCCGGGGAGACUGUCAUACAGCAAGGGAAUGAAGGAGAUAAUUUCUACGUAAUUGACCAAGGAGAAGUGGAUGUGUACGUGAAUGGAGAGUGGGUGACCAGCAUCAGCGAGGGGGGCAGCUUCGGGGAGCUGGCGCUCAUCUAUGGCACACCCAGGGCUGCCACCGUGAAGGCCAAGACCGACCUCAAGCUCUGGGGCAUCGACCGUGACAGCUACCGGCGCAUCCUGAUGGGCAGUACUCUGAGAAAACGCAAGAUGUAUGAGGAGUUCCUCAGCAAGGUCUCCAUUCUCGAGUCCCUGGAGAAGUGGGAGCGGCUGACUGUGGCUGAUGCCCUGGAGCCUGUGCAGUUUGAAGACGGAGAGAAAAUCGUGGUUCAGGGGGAGCCUGGGGACGACUUCUACAUCAUCACAGAGGGCACUGCCUCGGUCCUCCAGCGCCGAUCCCCCAAUGAGGAGUACGUGGAGGUGGGCCGACUCGGGCCAUCUGACUACUUUGGGGAGAUCGCGUUGCUGCUGAACCGGCCUCGGGCGGCCACUGUGGUGGCCCGGGGACCCCUCAAGUGUGUCAAGCUGGACCGGCCACGCUUUGAGCGUGUGCUGGGGCCCUGCUCUGAGAUACUCAAGAGAAACAUUCAGCGCUAUAACAGCUUCAUCUCCCUCACUGUCUGAGCUGCUGUUGCUCACCACAUGUCCGGGCUGGGAACCUCAUGAGGUGGUUGGUGGGGUUGGCGACCCAGCAUGGCCUCCCUUCCCUUUGGACUCUUUGUGGAAUAAGUAAUCAGUUUGUGCAUUUCAAAAACAAAGGGCAAGAAAACAAGAUCUCCCAAGACCAAGGAGGCGAUAGGCCAGCUUCCCUCCCCUGUUCCCCUCCUGCCACCCCAGCCCCUUCAAGUCUCUGGGGGACAUAUGGGGUCAGGUUCUCCAGGCCUAGGCCCACUGUGAGACAAAUCUCACCAGAUGGGGUGUGCCCAAAGGGACACUCAGGCUGGAGGCAGAGAUGGAAGUGAGAAAAGAGAGCCUAGGCCUUCCCCUGCCCCUCCUCCCACAGGGCCCUCAGGGGACACUGGUUGGAUCCCUGGCUCCUGACAUGGUGACCUGGGAUGGGGCCCAUGUGAGCCUGGAAGGUUUGAGGAGUUGUCCCUGGCUGAGAUUGGAAGAGCCCACCCCUGGGUGAGCUUCACACUACCUGGUACUUGGGGCAGUUGGCAGAGCCCGAGUCCCCUCACUGGAAUGGGCAGGGAGCCAUUAAGUUUGGGACUUUCCAAAGUCCAGUGAGCACUGCACUGGGGCCCCUUCUUGUGGGGUCAGGGGAGCCAGACAGUGUCUGGCUGCUUCUCUGCCAAGUGGCCUCUUGGGGACCUUGAGGGAGAGCUGGGCUUUCUGAGCAUUCUGGAAAAGCUGUAGGAAUCAAGGUUCCUGUUGAGUCCCCACAGAUAUGCCUGUAUGAAUCUGAGCCCUGGCCCAGGAAGACCAUGUGUUCCUUACCUGGCCUCCAUUCCCUGGAUGUGAGGGAAGCCUGUCCUGGCCCCACCCCAAACCAUCCAUAGACCUGUCCCCUAGAUGUGUCUCAUCUGGCGAUGGCACAGAGCCUGAGAGCCCAAGAGCCAUCCCAUCUUGUCCCUGCUGUGACCAAGGAGGCCACCCUGCUGGUGACCAGCCCCUGCCCUUGCCCAUCCCGCUUGUGCCCAUGGACUCUGUGGCUGCACACUGCCCCUGGCCGCUCCUGGUGUGCAUGAGCUAAUAAAUGUGCAGUGAAGAACA